AUGGAUUCUUCCGUGAAGUCCUUCAAUCCGAACAAGCAUUUGAAAGAACAAUUUGUGAGCAACUUGACAGGAUCUUCCAUGCUUGAACUCUUCGUACUCUCAACUAUGCUACCUGUUGUGGUACUCAUACGCCGUUCCAUCGGCUCUGUUCCCACAGAUACCACAUCCAAGAAAAAUGACAAUCCUGUUGUUAAUUCUAAAAAAUGGAAAGGGUACUUCACGACAAUGACUCUGGAUUUCCUCUUCCUUGUUCUUCCUGUCUUAUUACUUUCCACUGUUCUAGCAGAAUGGACCUAUAUAAAUGCAAUUUUUGUGAUGCUACUACUGGUUUUCUGCAUUGCUGCUCAGAGAUUUGGGUCUUCUGUUUUUCAGGAAGAUGGGAUCCGUUCUCUUAGGAGUAAUAUCUCAUCGUAUAGAGUUUUGAUGAUGCUCGUGACAUGCUUGUGUAUUUUGGCUGUUGAUUUCAAAAUAUUUCCUAGAAGAUAUGCUAAAACUGAGACUUAUGGUACUAGUUUGAUGGAUCUUGGGGUGGGCUCCUUUGUGUUGGCAAAUUCAUUGGUUUCGCAACAAGCCAGAGGCAUCUCGAGAAU
Messenger RNA from Ilex paraguariensis (yerba mate), 590 nucleotides. The record is from the annotation of a GenBank genome assembly. Lineage: Eukaryota; Viridiplantae; Streptophyta; Magnoliopsida; Aquifoliales; Aquifoliaceae.